AUGGUGGAUCCGAACGUGAAUGCCGACGGUGCAGCGGAUGCCGGCGUCGCAGCGGCCAACGCAGCGGCCAACGUCAACCUUGCUGAUGCCGUCAAUGGGCAGGCUAUCGCGCUUCAAGCAGUGGUCGCACAGGUGGAAGCUUUGCAGCAGCAGUUCCAAUAG
Ectocarpus siliculosus is the source of this 162-nucleotide messenger RNA. The record is from the annotation of a GenBank genome assembly. Lineage: Eukaryota; Phaeophyceae; Ectocarpales; Ectocarpaceae.